CCGAAUCGCUCUCUUGACUCUUGCUCGCUACCGCCAUCCCUCUGGGAUAUCCAUCACUCGUCCGUGCUAGCAGGCGGACCUAUAUAUCACAGUGAAAUUAGGCUGUUUGGAAGACCUCAACCAUGCCGAAGAAUAAGGGAAAGGGUGGAAAGAACCGGAGGCGUGGAAAGAACGAGAACGACGCCGACAAGCGCGAGCUGGUCUUCAGAGAGGAUGGCCAGGAGUACGCUCAAGUAAUCAAGAUGCUGGGUAACGGGCGGUUGGAGGCGCAGUGCUUUGAUGGCGAGAAGAGACUGGCGCAUAUCCGCGGCAAGAUGAGGAAGAAGGUCUGGAUCAACCAGGGCGAUAUCGUCCUCUUGUCUCUCCGAGAGUUCCAGGAUGACAAGGCAGAUGUCAUUGUGAAGUAUACUUCCGAUGAGGCUCGGAGUCUGAAAGCAUACGGUGAGCUUCCAGAGAACGCGAAGAUCAACGAGACGGAUACGUUCGGCGACGAGGAGGGCGAGUGCACCUUCGAGUUCGGCGACGAAGACGAGGUCGAUAUCGACGAUAUCUGAAGUGUAUUUCUAUCACUUGUAUCCCCGGCGUGCGUGUAUAUCUGUACCUCCUGCCCCUCCGCGUCUAGAAGACGAUCUUCGACGACUAGCUACGUUUCGCUCUUCGCAUUGUUGUGUUCAGUCUAGCAUUUCAUCUGUCUGAUUAUACGAGAAUCCCUCAGACUUGUAUCAUGUCGUGUUGUUUGGGCGAUAUUCAGUGGUGUGAUCGGACUGCAUCAAG
This is a messenger RNA of Rhodofomes roseus, 774 nucleotides long. Its product is annotated as eukaryotic translation initiation factor 1A. The record is from RefSeq and is a predicted model, not a curated record. The transcript has 5 exons. Gene Ontology annotation, biological process: translational initiation. The coding region runs from base 123 to 554 and encodes 143 amino acids. Gene Ontology annotation, cellular component: cytoplasm. Gene Ontology annotation, molecular function: translation initiation factor activity; RNA binding. Lineage: Eukaryota; Fungi; Basidiomycota; Agaricomycetes; Polyporales; Fomitopsidaceae.